This is a messenger RNA of Toxotes jaculatrix (banded archerfish), 1122 nucleotides long. Its product is annotated as protein phosphatase 1 regulatory subunit 12B-like. Bases 255 to 803 code for a protein of 182 amino acids. The record is from RefSeq and is a predicted model, not a curated record. NCBI's taxonomy places the organism in Eukaryota, Metazoa, Chordata, Actinopteri, Toxotidae. Gene Ontology annotation, cellular component: cytoplasm. Gene Ontology annotation, molecular function: protein kinase binding; phosphatase regulator activity; enzyme inhibitor activity. The transcript is spliced from 7 exons.
UGUGCUGUUCUUUCACUCUCAUCAGAUAUGCAAUGUCUCACCAUCACAUGAAGCUCACAAUUGAGCUGCUCACUUCAACUAGGGAAACAGCCACAUUGGAUUUUUUUUUUCCUUCAGUAGGUGAUAAAUGUAGUCAUCUAAAAUCUUAUUUGGAGUUUUUUUUUCUUUAAGAAGAAGUGUUUAACGUUUGGGAAGUUCAGAACUUUGGAUCCCCCAUCACAACUGUAUGCAGUGGCUUUAGCAGUUCAGGAGAAAUGUCAUCUCAGCUUUCUCGCAACAAGGAUCAGCCUCACAUUAGAAAGUCACUUGCUGACUCUUCUCCGACUUCAUCUGCUGCCGCCACCAAGAGCCUGAGGCAUGAGAGACUGUCUCGAUUGAGCUCAUCUGGACCGUCCGACGCUUCCAACAACACAGCAACAAACCACGCUGAAUCCUACUUCUUACGGAGGGAGAACAGACUAUCUGCGAGGAAAAAGGCAGAAGAAGAGACAGCAAACAAUGACUAUAAAAAGAUGUAUGAAAAGGCACUGGCUACUAAUCAAAGGCUCAAGUCCAGGCUGGAGACAAGUAAACAGGAACUCGUCAUGAUUCAGGACCAGCUGCAGAGAGCUCAGAGGGGAAGACCGGGGGACUGUGGCUCCAACAUGCUCGAGACAGAAAAAAAGGCAAGUUGGAGUCUAAAAAAGAAGAUAACAGAUAUGGAAGAACAGUUGAAGGUCAAAGCAGAGCUUAAGAUGGAGAACCAGAGACUGAAGGAUGAAAAUGGAGCUUUAAUCCGUGUCAUCACUAAACUGUCCAAGUGAGAAAAGGUCAGAGGAAGGAGAGAAGAAGAGGAAAGAAUACCAGAAGCCAUUUUUAUAUCUAUACCAUGUGUGCUUUGUCUUACAUUUAUCUGAUCCUCAAAAAGAAUGUAUGUACAUGGUUUUCAGUCAUUUUGGAGACUUGGUUGAUGACUGAGGUGUGUUUAAGAAGCAGGCUGCUUUCCCAUUGUCUGUUGAGUGACUGACAUCUGCAGGCCUAAGGACACAUUUCACAUUUGUUGUCAAAGUUCCCCUAAAUGUAUUGUAUUUAAAGAAGUAAAACAUUCCCAGACAGAAAAUACAAUAAAUUAAAUUUUAUACU